Talaromyces atroroseus is the source of this 1518-nucleotide messenger RNA. RefSeq lists its product as hypothetical. The transcript has a single exon. Lineage: Eukaryota; Fungi; Ascomycota; Eurotiomycetes; Eurotiales; Trichocomaceae. The record is from RefSeq and is a predicted model, not a curated record. The coding region runs from base 1 to 1518 and encodes 505 amino acids.
AUGUCUCAAGCCUCAGAGACCCAUUCUCCGGCCUCGUUGGCUCCCGCGGCCGAAAUCCUCAUCCCCAGCACGCCCCCGCGGCGAUCCAUUCUUUCAGCAUCUCCAGACUUACAACCGGUGCUGGACCGAAAUGGUAGCUUAUCAGACAAAAAUGGUGGCUUUUGCUCGCCGCAACCCGCAUCGUCAUCUGAAAUGACGCCACCUCCUUCAUCUCAGACUCGUGCGCCUCUGCGCCGGCGUUCUAGAUCUCGUUCUGGAUCCCACGUGGUGAUUCCCGCUUCUCCCCCCAGCGCGUCAUUGGAAAAGUCACUUUAUGCUGCUUACGGCGCCGCUGAGAAUCUGCCUACGACCGAAGACAUUGAGGCUGCGAGUGAAGCCCAGCUUCGAACUAUAGCUAAGGAUCUACUGUCGAUAGCUCAGGAAGCUCGCAUGUCCGCCCUACACUUCAAGUUACAGAAUAGUCUCUUAUCCUUCACCAGUAACGAAGCUAUCAAACGAGCCGAAGUUGAACAGCAGCUUGCUCGAAGAGAAGUGGAGAUAUUACAGAGCGCAGAGUAUCAAAAUCGCCGUGCUAUAUCAAACUCCCGAACCUCUCAAUUUUCCGCCAGUCCAGAGUCAGAUCAUCCACUGAAGCGGAUUGCUGAACUGGAGCGUACUAACGCAAAAUUGGAGGGGAGGUUGGUGAACGCGAAGAAGCUGAUUAAAGAAAAGAUCGAUGAAGGUAUUACCAAAAAUGAGUCUCUUACCGAAGAGAAUCGACUUCUCAAGAAGCGUAUCAGAGACAAUCGUGAGCAUCUGACGAGGUUUCUUGAUUCUGGUUCAUUGUCACCCACUUCUCGCCCUGAAUUCAACACGCCACAAAGAAAGUCUCAUGCCCGUGUCUUCGAUGGUGCCUGUACGCACUCGAAUGCUCGUGACGGGAGUCAUGAUGCCUUUGCUACUCUUCUAGCUGCCGAUCGCGUUUUACAUGGUGAAGCUACAAAUGUAUCCCCCGAGCGGAAUCGCCACUCAAGAAACGCCCAUGCAGGGUCCCAUAUUAGAGGAGCUCAUUCAAUGUCUUCUCUGCCAGUGACUCCUCAGCGCUCUAGAAACCUUCAUGAUCCCCAAUACAUUACCCCUGGCAGCAGACCUCCUCAGAACUUGGUUGGGAAAGACAUUCAUGAGCAAGAUCAAAGUCGACGCGACCGUGACAGCACUAUUUCUGCUUCAGAUGCGGAUGAAGCCGUUAGCGAUGAGGAUAUCCCAGCAUCUCAAGCUAGCUCUCUAGCCACUAAUAGGCUUCGCCGCGUACCAGAAACUCGCCAGGAUUCCGUCUCUUCCCAUCGCAGUAGUAUUGGAAAGUCCAGCACGCUACUCCAGACAAAACUUUUUGGGCAAGUGAGGAAACCCGGCGUUGACCGACCUAGUCCAGUCUCACAGAAACGAAAGGGUUCAUUUGAAGAGCAAGGGCACCCUGCAGUGAAGAAACCCAAAGACGUCGGAUUGGGCAUUACUAGUUGGAAGCUAUCCCCCGCAUAG